This is a messenger RNA of Amblyraja radiata (thorny skate), 633 nucleotides long. RefSeq names its product serine/arginine repetitive matrix protein 1-like. Lineage: Eukaryota; Metazoa; Chordata; Chondrichthyes; Rajiformes; Rajidae. The transcript has a single exon. Bases 1 to 633 code for a protein of 210 amino acids. The record is from RefSeq and is a predicted model, not a curated record.
AUGCCGCCAUCCCCUCGGUCCACACAUUUCCCGGACCAGCCGCCCCGUUGCCCACAUCCUCCACCCACCCGGGCCUCGCGCCGCCUCGCCUCGCCCUCGCCUCGCCUCGCCCUCACCCUCGCCUCGCCUCGCCUCACCUCACCUCGCCUCACCCGGGCCUCGCCUCAGCCUCGCCUCGCCCUCGCCUCACCCGGGCCUCGCCUCAGCCUCGCCUCACCCUCGCCUCACCCGGGCCUCGCCUCAGCCUCGCCUCACCCUCGCCUCACCCGGGCCUCGCCUCAGCCUCGCCUCACCCUCGCCUCACCCGGGCCUCGCCUCAGCCUCGCCUCACCCUCGCCUCACCCGGGCCUCGCCUCAGCCUCGCCUCACCCUCGCCUCACCCGGGCCUCGCCUCAGCCUCGCCUCGCCCCGCCUCACCUCACCCUCGCCCCGCCUCGGCCCCGCCUCGACCUCGCCUCGACCUCGCCUCACCCUCGCCUCACCUCCUCCGCCCGAAGCCGCUCGCGCCAACCGCCACCGUUGGGCUUCGAGCGCCCGGCUCCUCGCGCCACCGCUCUCAUCCAAUCACAGCCCCGCCCUCACCCGCCGCCUCUUUCAAACCGCUCACGUGCUCCUCCUCCUGGCCGCCGCUGA